UGUUGUUCGUUUACAAUUUACAAGCGCAGCGUGUACCGGCCGGCCGCUCUCCGCUUUUAGUCGUCAUUCAGCCGUUCGCCUGGCUUCUCGUCACCAAAACGGUUCCCCAACGACAAGUAUGUGCAUAUCCUACGAUAACAAAACCACAGAUUCGCUUCUUGAUGUGUCCGUAGAGUGUUUCAGCCCCCAGCAGCAAUCCGUGCAAAGGUUACUCGUCCGGAGAUUGUACUUUACCGAUAACGCAUAGUGUCAUCCGCUUCAUCUUCAAAACUUUCUGUUGUUUCGGAGUUUAUUCCUUCAGUGCCGGUCACCUCAACUCUUCCUUCAGCUAUGUCGACCGGAAAGAGAAUCGCCAAGCGCUCGAUCAUCGGUACGCGCGUUUGUGCUCCGGGUGAGGACGGCAAGUACUAUUCCGGAGUGAUCCAAGCGGUCAAGACUCCGGCAAACGUGGAAUCGAACAGCAAUUGCCUGAAUCUGACGCCGAACACCCGGUAUACGGUUCGGUUCGAUUCGAGGCAAGGGAAUUUGGGUCGUACCACUGCGGAGUUUUUCGAAAAUGACCUUAUAGGACCUGGAUUUCAAUCGGUGCUAGGUACUGAGUUGGUGUGCCACCAAAAGUGUUUCGUCACCUUCAACGGAAGGGAGAUUUGCGGAGAAGUGAUGAAGCAUCACGUGGAAACCGACGAAGUGAUUAUAAGAAUUCACCCCAAUGGCAAGGAGGUACGUAAACAAAGCAAACUAACAUUCACGCCAAGAGAAAACGUCAGGUUGAAGUUAUAACACAAUUAUUGAGCAUACAAAAUUGGAACUAAAUACUCUAGAAACCAAAUCCUCUGUUGACCUGGGGUCCACAUGAACCACUUUGGGAAUCAUUGCUGUAAUUAUUAAAUUAAUUUUUAAUCCCAUACUCUAUAGUAUGGGAUUUAUUUACUUUAAAUGUACUUAGACCAUCAUGUUUUUCUAUUAAUCCUAAUCUCUUGAUUUUUUGAAGUAGAUGAUUUUAAAAGUGAGGUGUAGGUAAAAAUCCAAAAUUAAAGAUAAAGAGACAGACAGGUUACAAAUAAAGUGCAAAACUGUGUAUAAUGAUCUGUGUGAACUAGUUACAUAGCUGCCACAUUAUUGACCAAUAAAUAGUUACAUUUAA
Molecule: messenger RNA, 1144 nt
Organism: Sitophilus oryzae (rice weevil)
Lineage: Eukaryota; Metazoa; Arthropoda; Insecta; Coleoptera; Curculionidae
Exons: 1
Coding region: 331-780 (149 amino acids)
Biological process (GO): regulation of transcription by RNA polymerase II
Cellular component (GO): nucleus
Molecular function (GO): RNA polymerase II cis-regulatory region sequence-specific DNA binding; DNA-binding transcription factor activity
Source: RefSeq, a predicted model, not a curated record